Messenger RNA from Acipenser ruthenus (sterlet), 1954 nucleotides. It is a transcript of the gene rbks, whose product is annotated as ribokinase. Gene Ontology annotation, biological process: D-ribose metabolic process. Lineage: Eukaryota; Metazoa; Chordata; Actinopteri; Acipenseriformes; Acipenseridae. The record is from RefSeq and is a predicted model, not a curated record. The transcript is spliced from 9 exons. Gene Ontology annotation, molecular function: ribokinase activity. The coding region runs from base 157 to 1119 and encodes 320 amino acids.
GAAUUUGCCUUGUAUUGUUCUUCUUUUAUUCUGUUCUGUUGAGAGAAAACGCACACCUUGUUAGACAUCAAGUAAAUAAAAAAUGUUUCAUGCUUGUUACAAGUUAUGUACCCCCAGUACAGUGGAGGAUAACAACAUAAGAAGAGGUGACAGUCGAUGGAAAACAUGUCUUGUGGAGGUUCUUGUGCUGCGGUUUUUGAUGUGGUGGUUGUUGGCUCCUGCAUGACCGACCUGGUGAGCCAGGCGCCCCGCUUGCCCAAAGCCGGAGAGACCAUCCAUGGGCACAAGUUCUUCAUUGGCUACGGGGGCAAAGGGGCCAACCAAUGCAUCCAGGCCGGCCGUCUAGGCGCCAGGACAGCCAUGGUCUGUAAGGUUGGAAAAGACUACUUCGGAGACAGUUACAUACUGAAUUUUAAGAACAAUGGGGUCUCCACAGAUUUUGUAGGACAGACUGACAAAGCUGCCACAGGUGCUGCCUCAAUUAUUGUGAAUGACCAAGGAGAGAACGCCAUUGUCAUCGUGGCUGGAGCCAACCUGUUGCUAGGCUCUGAGGACCUGAGGGCCGCGGCACCCCCUAUCACCAGUGCGAGGGUACUGCUGUGCCAGCUGGAAGUGCGACCCGCCACCUCCCUCGAGGCUCUCAGGAUGGCACACAGCAGCGGAGUGAAGACAGUUUUCAAUCCCGCACCUGCUGUUCCAGACUUGGACCCUGAAUUUUAUUCCAACUCCGACGUGGUCUGCUGUAACGAGCCUGAGGCGGAGCUCUUGACAGGGGUGCCGGUUGUGAGCCUGGAGGAUGCUGGGAAGGCAGGGGCAGUGCUUCUGGGGCGAGGCUGUCGUUCGGUGAUCGUCACACUGGGGUCGGAGGGCUGUGUGAUGAUGUCAGUGCAGGAUCCCACCCCCAAGCACAUCGCUGGACAGAAGGUCACUGCAGUGGACUCCACAGGUGCGGGGGACAGCUUCGUUGGGGCUCUGGCGUUCUUCAUGGCACACCACCCCACACUGCCUCUGGAGGAGAUGGCCAGAAGAGCCAAUCACAUUGCAGCAAUAAGCGUGAAGGCAGAGGGAACACAGGGGUCCUACCCAUUCAGGAAGGACCUCCCCCAGGAGCUCUUCUAGAGAGGGAUCAGUCUCCAUGCACAUAGACACAUACAAUAAUUUGUAGUGGUUCUUAUUGCAAUUAGUCAAAUACUAAAUUAUUUUUGGAUUUAUUAUUUUAUAACUCAGUGUUACAGUACUUUCACCUGGGUUCUUUAUAUAUAUAUAUAUAUAUAUAUAUAUAUAUAUAUAUAUAUAUAUAUAUAUAUAUAUAUACACACACACACAGACACACACAUAUAUAUAUAUUUGUUGGCAAUACACUGCUGUACACUAGAUGGUGCUGGCACUUGCUAUUACAAAGACACUUUGGCAUAUCUAUCCCAUGUUACAUACAGAUAGGCAACAAGAACUUUAAAGAACCACAGCAUUUGAGUAACUGCAAUAAUAAGAACCACUCAGAGUGAUUGUAAACAUCAUAAAUGGUAAGGGAACAGUGACAAAAAUCUAAUUUGAAGAUACAGAUGACUGAACAAUAGUGUGCCUUCACAGAGAGAAAGGACUUUGUCAAUAGCUGCUUCAAAAACAUAACAAAGUCUGGAACACUUAUUUUAACUGGCUUUUGUUUUCGAAGAGAAUUUCACGAUUUCUCUUCUAAACUAAUCAUUUUCUGCACUUUUAAAUUAGGAUUGUCCUCUGAUUGAUCAAUAAAAAGUAAAUGAUGCUCAACCGAACAUGUCUCCUGCAGUUGCAACUGGUUCUAUAUGAAGGAAAGUGUUUGUUUAGUUAAACUUGAUUCCCUCCCAAGUUCAUGAUAUUGUGUUUUAGAAUUAGGGAAGGUUAUUAUUUUAGCUUUUGAAAAAUGAUAACAAUCUUUGUCAUAGUAUUAAUUUGCAAAUAAAUAUGGUAACAAACA